GCUAAAUAUAGUCUUACAACAUGCGCGCGAAGGCGUGUUCAUGUUUAUUUUGUGAAUAGUUUCUGAAAUUCAAUUCAUGCUCAUACCUUCGGAGGAACUUCGUUUUUAAUUUACAAAUACAUUUUAUGGUUUUCAUGAACUGCUGCAGGCUAUUGUGAAAUCGUUUAACCAAGUUUUAGAAACUUUCAAAAUGAAGUUUAACUAUAAAUUUAGUAAUUUACUUGGAACUGUGUAUAGAAAAGGCAAUGUUAUAUUUUCUCAAGAUGGUAAUUGUGUCAUCAGUCCCGUUGGUAACAGAAUAACUAUUUAUAAUCUAAAACAGAAUAAAAGCAAUACACUACCAGUUGAAAGUCACUUUAAUUACACUACUAUAGAUGUCUCACCAAAUGGGUCAGUUUUAUUGGCGGUUAAUGAAAAGGGUGAGGCACAGAUGAUAAGUUUGUUGACCUGCACAGUGGUACAUCGUUACAAGUUCAGGCAACAAGUGAAUGCUGUCAAGUUUAGUCCUGAUGGCAAGUACUUUGCUGCGUGUUGUGAUGACACAGUGUUUAUAAUGACAGCGCCAAGCACAUUCACCGGUGAAUUCAGAUCCUUUGUCAUGAAGCGCGUGUUCAAGAAGUCCAACGAUGAAGUCACCUGCCUCGACUGGUCUACUUGCUCCAGAUUACUUGCAGUUGGCUCCAAAGACACUACAACCAAAAUCUACACAGUGGACUAUUUGGACAACAUCAGUAUGUACUCAUUGAGCGGGCAUACAGAUAAGAUUGUUGGAGUUUUCUUUGAGAAGAAAAGUUUGGAUCUAAUCACAGUUAGCAGAAAUGGACAGGUGUGUCUCUGGGAAGCCAAUUUGGAUUCGGAUGAUCUCGUGAUGUCAUCUGUUCAGAUCUCCCGGAGGAAAAGGCGGAAAUUACAGGAAAGGGAGGAAAGCGACGACGAUAUUGAUGAGAAGAACGUCAUUGAAAAGGAUAAGGAAUACGAAAGUGAAGAAGAAGCUGCCGUUGCAGAAGCUGCGAAAUCAGAAGACGACAAGCGUCUGCUGUACAAGAAACUGGGCAGACAUUACAUAGGCGAUGCGAUUCGUAACGCGCAUCAUAAAGUCAGACUGACCGCGGUGGAGUACCACAAGAAUACUAAGAUGCUGGUCACUGGUUUCUCAAACGGCAUAUUCUUCCUGCACGAGAUGCCGGACGUGAAUCUGAUCCACACGUUGAGCGUGUCGGAACAUAGAAUCAGCAGUAUUGCUGUCUCGUCGCCCGGAGAUUGGAUCGCGUUCGCGUGUCCCAACAUUGGGCAACUGCUGGUGUGGGAGUGGCAGAGUGAACAAUAUGUGAUGAAGCAACAGGGCCAUUCCCUUGAGAUGACAUGUUUGGCUUAUUCACCAGACGGCCUAUACAUAAUUACAGGCGGACAUGACGGCAAAGUGAAAGUGUGGAAUACGAGCAGUGGAUUCUGUAUCGUAACGUUCAGCGAACACACGGCGGCGGUCACUAGUCUAAUGUUCAGUCAGAACAAGAAAUUCUUCAUAUCUUCCUCGCUAGAUGGCACUGUGCGCUGCUAUGAUUUGACUAGAUACCGCAACUUCCGCACACUGACGUCGCCCAGCCUGGUGCAGUUCGGCUGCGCCGCGCUGGACGCCAGCGGCGAACUCUGUGCCGCGGGAGGACAAGAUGUCUUCUCUAUUUACCUCUGGUCCGUCAAGUUUGGGAAACUCUUGGAUGUACUAGGCGGUCAUGAAGCGCCAGUAUCGUGCGUGGCAUUCAGUCCCACCUUGGCGAGUUCCCGCUUGGCGUCGUCAAGCUGGGACAAGUCAGUGCGGCUGUGGAACUGCAUAGACAGCAGUGCGGACUGUGAGACUGUGCAACUGAACGCCGACGGGCUGCAAGUGGUCUUCAGGCCCGAUGGGGAAGAGAUAGCAGUAUCGACUUUAGACGGUAAUAUAAGUUUUUUCAACGUGACGACAUGCGAACAGACUGGAAGUAUCGAGGGCCGCAGCGACCUGGGCGCCGGCCGGGCGGACGCCGACCUCGUCUCCGCUGAGAAGAUGCUCAAAACUAAGGCAUUCACAACAAUUUGCUACUCGGCCGACGGGUCCUGUAUAUUGGGCGGCGGUAACUCCAAACACGUGUGUUUGUACAGCGUCAAAGAAUCUAUAUUGAUCAAAAAGUUUGUCAUCACUCAGAAUAGAUCUCUGGAUGCGGUUGAUGACUUUACAAACCGUCGAGUGGUGUCGGAGUUCGGCAACAUGGCGCUGGUGGAGGAGAGGACGGAGCUGGAGGGCGGGGAGGCGCGCGUGCGGGUGUCGGCCGCGCGCGCGGGGGACGCGGUCGCGCGCGCGCUCAAGCCUGAGGUGCGUGUGUUCAGCAUCAGGUUCUCGCCGACCGGAGAAAGCUUCGCGGCGGCGGGCUCCGAGGGGCUGCUGCUGUACUCGCAGGGCGCGCCCAUCGACGGCACUUUUAGACCGUAUCGCCUAGAAGAAGGAUCAACGCCGCACGCAGUAAGACAGCUAUUGGUGGAGAAAUCCUGGGGAAAGGCUCUGAUUGGCGCUCUGCAGUUGAAUGAACACGUGAUCAUACAGCAGUGCGUGGAAGCUGUUCCUCCUGGAGACAUUGAACUAACAGUAUCGAGUCUAGAAGAUGACUACGUGGAUCGUUUGUUAAGCACUAUAGCCAGACUAUUAGAAGACAGCAGACACGUGGAACAUCUGCUGCUGUGGGUGAAAGCUGUGGUCUCAGUGAAACGAAGGAAAUUCCCCGCCAGUGUGCUGCUCGCGUUGGAGAAAGCGCUCACUGUCAAAUAUUCCCAAUUGAGUAAAAUAUGCGAUUUCAACAAAUACACAAUCAGGUGUAUAAAAGCGGUGGGUGAAAUGACUCCGAAGCAAGAGUUGGGAGCGAUGGACACCAGCGACAACGAGUCAAGCGGACGAGGCACUGCGUCCGAUUCUGAUUAAUUAAUAAAAAAAUUAUUCAACAAAAAAUUUUAUUUCUUG
Molecule: messenger RNA, 2986 nt
Organism: Plodia interpunctella (Indianmeal moth)
Lineage: Eukaryota; Metazoa; Arthropoda; Insecta; Lepidoptera; Pyralidae
Exons: 20
Coding region: 191-2947 (918 amino acids)
Biological process (GO): ribosomal small subunit assembly; maturation of SSU-rRNA from tricistronic rRNA transcript (SSU-rRNA, 5.8S rRNA, LSU-rRNA)
Cellular component (GO): small-subunit processome; Pwp2p-containing subcomplex of 90S preribosome
Molecular function (GO): protein binding
Source: RefSeq, a predicted model, not a curated record